Molecule: messenger RNA, 1318 nt
Organism: Guillardia theta CCMP2712
Lineage: Eukaryota; Cryptophyceae; Pyrenomonadales; Geminigeraceae
Exons: 4
Coding region: 1-1176 (391 amino acids)
Biological process (GO): protein phosphorylation
Molecular function (GO): ATP binding; protein kinase activity
Source: RefSeq, a predicted model, not a curated record
AUGGGCUGCGGCUGCUCACACGCUAAGAAUUUGGUGGAUACUCCCGUGGCUUGCGCGCAGCGAUCAAGGCGUGCAAGCAUUGAAGUUCCAACCCUGUACGACCUAGGAGCACUUCUUGGGUCAGGCACGUUCGCCAAGACGUACAAGGGCAAGAGGAGGACCGACGGGUUCGAUGUCGCGGUCAAAGUGAUCCUGAAGAAACAUCCCAACUACAAGGCGACGCUGGUCGAGAGGGAGAUCGACAUCAUGAGCAGGAUCCAAUGCCCACGUUGCGUAUCGCUCAUGGACGUCAUCGAGACACCCACAGCCAUCUACCUGGUGGAGGAGCUGUGCACAGGUGGAGAGUUGUUUGAGCGCCUGAUACAACUUGGCCAUAUCAGUGAGAAGGACGCCGCCGUUAUUAUCAAGCAGGUCAUCGAGGGCAUCGCGUACCUUCACAGCAAGGAGAUCGUUCACAGGGACAUAAAGCCAGAGAACCUCCUGAUGAUGUCGUCGAACUCCAAGUCGAUGCAGUACAACAUGGUGAAGAUCACGGACUUCGGCCUCAGCUCUCUCAAGCACCAGGAGGACGACUCGAUGACCACAGCCUGCGGGACCCCCGAAUACAUGGCGCCGGAGAUGAUUCAUUGUGCAUUGAUCAAGGACAAGAAGAGAAGAGCCGGGCAAGGAUAUGGCGAGGCUGUGGACAUCUGGGCGAUUGGGGUUAUCCUUUACAUUAUGAUCUGCGGCUACCCGCCAUUCUUUCAUGAAAACAGAGCUGUCAUGCUGUUCAACAUCCAGCACGGCUGCUACAACUUCAAUUCAGAUGAAUGGAGAGGCAUAUCCAAAAGGACUAAGGAGUUCGUGUCGCUGCUGUUGACCGUGGAUCCAAAGUUUAGGCCGACAGCAAGCCAGCUUCUCCGCCAUCCAUACAUCACCAACAUCAAGACUCUCGACACAAGGAACCUCAACAGCACGGCCAAACUUUCCAUGUACAUGGAGACUCGUAGGAGCCGUAAGGCUUUGAAUGCGGUAAGAGCUGUGAAGAGGAUGGAGAUUCUUGUACAACACCCGAGCCCAUCGUUCAAAGAAACGAGGGAGAUCACAAGGUUGCAAAUGAUCGACCGCCUGAAAUUGAUUCAGAGCGACAUCAACAUUGAAAGCGACAUCCACAUCGGGGAGUUGAACAUCAUGUAGAUCAAAGUGCAGGGUGUUCUCUUAGAUGCGUGUACCAUAGAAGCAACAUGUCCUAACGUCAGAUAGAACUCAGAUGUAUGUGUACAAUAAUAUAAAUGUGUAGAUUCAUUCUUCUUUACAAUAAAAUUACUCUUCUAAGACU